AUGGCCCUGGUCCUUGCUGCCGAUGAUGACCUGGAGGCGUCUUCGGGAUCGAAACGAGCCCGGUCUUUGGUGGAGGUGGAUGAGACUGCCUUCGAUCUCUACCGGAUGCUGCAGAGCAGUCGAGGUACCCAGCUGCCCUGCUUUGAUCAGCACCUCCCGGCCAAUGCCUUGAGCUCGAGCCAAACCGUAGUUCUUCACGGCGAGCCCGGUGUCGGAAAGACGGUGCUGCUGCGCAACAUCCUUUGUUCCUAUGUUCUUCCUUCAGAUGCCGGUGGCCAUUGCCUUCCGGCCGUGUUCAUCGAUGCCGAUCAAUCCUUCGACGUCUCUUCGCUGGCAAGGCUACUUAAAGCCAAAGCCGAGCGGACGGGAGCUGGAGAGGAGGUGGUGGCGGAAAUCGUCGGCGAGUCCUUGAGCCGAGUAUUGAUCUUCCGGCCCAGGGAGCCCCUCGAACUCCUCAGCCAGCUGAGGGAGCUUCGUGGGAUCUUUGCUGAGAAUCCGACUGCCGGGCUUCUGGUGAUCGACUCCAUGUCUGCCUGGCAGUCAUUAACGGCGGCCUUCCCGAGAUCUGCUGGUACAGUUCUGAAAGAAUGCUGGCAUGCAGUUGCGCGCUUGCAAAGGGAGUCCUCUGUUGCAGCCAUACUGGCAUACCGUGAGUCUGCAGUGGAUGCAACUGGAAGCUUCCUGCACUUGGGUGUUGGGCGAUGCCCCAAGGUUCUGCAGACAGAAGCUGAUCUGCCCCAAACCGAGACCUACACUGCCAAAGAGAGGUUUGUGGUAUUUCCGUGGGGGCACGCAACAGGUCCCACCUCAGCCUCAGAUCAAUCCAUCUUCGUCUUGUCUGCCGCAGGGGAGGUCGGCACGAUCGCAUCCACCUGCUAA
Symbiodinium sp. CCMP2592 is the source of this 879-nucleotide messenger RNA. The record is from the annotation of a GenBank genome assembly. Lineage: Eukaryota; Dinophyceae; Suessiales; Symbiodiniaceae.